Amyelois transitella is the source of this 3693-nucleotide messenger RNA. It is a transcript of the gene CycJ, whose product is annotated as cyclin-J. NCBI's taxonomy places the organism in Eukaryota, Metazoa, Arthropoda, Insecta, Lepidoptera, Pyralidae. The coding region runs from base 290 to 1444 and encodes 384 amino acids. Gene Ontology annotation, cellular component: cytoplasm; nucleus; cyclin-dependent protein kinase holoenzyme complex. The record is from RefSeq and is a predicted model, not a curated record. Gene Ontology annotation, molecular function: cyclin-dependent protein serine/threonine kinase regulator activity. The transcript has 7 exons. Gene Ontology annotation, biological process: mitotic cell cycle phase transition; regulation of cyclin-dependent protein serine/threonine kinase activity.
CUGAACAGUCUCGAUUGAAGUUUUGUACCGAGCGUCAUUGUGGUCUCAUAAUUUUACGAGUUAAUAUCUAUUUCAUUUAUAGUGUGAUAUGCUAACUUCAUUAAAGUUAUGAUCCCUGACAGAAUAAAAUUUAACCCUGACAUCAUUAAAAUCGUUUCUUAUGACGGUUUUAUUUGACGUUAAUUUCCACGUGGUGAGGUGUUCUUCAGAACAGAAGUCGUCAGAACGUCAUAAUCAGUCGACGUGUAAAUACCUCUCCGUGUAGUACUCGACCGCGUUUUACUUCGAAAUGGAGUCCUUGAACAUGUCGGCGCUCAACCUGUCGAGUGUGAGGAGCCAUACAUCAAAAGAAAAAGCCACGAAGGAUAUUCCAUCAGAGGCCAGGGUGGAACUCGGUCCGAUGUACGAACCUGAUGAUUACCAUUGCGAAUACACAGAAGACAUAUGGAAGAGUUUGCUGGAACAGGACGCUGAAAAGCCACGGAUACAUCUCCAGUCGCCGCAGUUGGAGUUCAGAGGUGCCCUGGUCCAGCAGUUGCGUGACGUCACCAAAAAGCUUCAACUGAACAUAGCCACCCUCCAUUCGGCUGUCGCUUUUUUGGACCGUUUCAUGGACGCAUACAGACUGAGAUCUGAUAGGCUGACGCAUGUGGCCCUGGCUUGUCUCAGCUUAGCUGCUAAAAGUGAAGAAAAAUUCAGUCAGGCGCCCACACUGAGCGCGUUGGAGAUGAUAAGUGAUAUGGAGCUAUGCGGGAAGACCUUCAGGCAGCUAGAGUGGAUGGUCGGGCAGCACAUGCGGUGGAGGCUGCUAUCGCCAACGGCUGUGACCUUCGCGGCUCUGUUGGCAAAGUACGUGGUCACAGACGCUGAUUUGACCACGAGACAUCCCAAAUUUGUGAGGAGGUUCAAACGGGACGGAGCUAAACUGCUCGACUCUUAUUUGGAUUUAACUCUGUCUGACGUGCGGCUCAAGGCCAUCGAGUCGGUGGACGUGGGCUGCGCGUGCGUCGCGUGCGCGCGCGCCGCGCUCGGGCUGGCGGGCUGGCCGGGCUGGCUGGCGGCGCUGGCGGGCCGCCGCCCGGCCGACAUCCUGCCCGUCGCGAAGCUGUUGCACAAAAUGAUGGAAGCGAUGAAAUCCAAAGACAAUCCGGACAAUUCAAAUACGGAUUGCCCCGUAUGUUCCUCGCAACAAGUCACAUCAACAACAACACGCAACUACCUCAACGAAACGACAGAUUACACCGUAUUAGAUCUGUCCAAUCCGGAAUAUUGCAGGCUGACCGGACUGGAAAGGUAUAUGAGAGUGAAUAGAUUAUUAGAUCCUAAUGUAGCGGUGCAACCCAGCACUAGUGUGGCUGUGAGACGUAGUGUCAAUAAUAAUGAUAUAGAAAUAGAGCGUAAGAGGUAUCGCUUGUCCGCACAAAUGUCCCAAGUGGUUCUCUGAUUGGUACUAGUCUCUGUUUAAUGGUGGAUAGGAAUUGUUAAGACCACGAGGAGAUCUCCUGCCCGUUGGCCUGACCAAGUGAAACAUGUAACGGUACUUGCUAUAGCCACUGCCCUGGAAAAUGCCGAAGACAGAACAGCCUGGAAACAGUUUGUUAGCGAAUACGUCUUAAGUGUUUCAUGACCUUCAGUAAUGAAGAGCAUGAUUAAGAAAAAGAAGAAAUUGUGAUUAUAUUUCCAAGCUUGAAUUUUAAAAACUUCAAUUACAAAUUAACGCGUACAUUUUUUUUACCAGCAAUCCUUAUUUGUAAUAAUGCAAUUCGCCUAUUAGUAAAAAUCAAUUUUAUCAUUAAAAUCUUACAAUUUUAUUGAAUUUUCGCUGUUAUCAAAAGUUAUUUAAAUUCACAAUUUGUAACUGAGACAGUUGGCUAUUAACAUAAAAGAGACAAAGUUUCAACAAGAGAUUUCUCAAAUAAUAUCUUAAUUGACUAUUCUAUCCACCAUUAAUCCAUAUUCAUGAAAGCUAUGUUAUAUAAAAGACUGCAGUUACACGACAAAGGAAUACAAAUACAUAGUUGAAUUUUCUAGACGGGUUUGAAGUAAAAACAUAUUGAACUGAAAGGGACUUAGGUUCAUACAGAGAUGCUGGCUCUCUGUCUACCCUGUAUGUGAUAAAGACGUGAUAGUAAUAUUAGUCCUAAUGUUAUAGGUCAUAUGGUCCUUUUCAGUUUAAUAUGUUGCCCUUUAUCCUAGUAUUUUCAUCUCAUUCAUGAAUAUGGACCCGAAUAAUCGAUCGAACGAAUAUAAAUCGAUUGAAUUAGUAUAAUUUCUUGUAUUCCAAAUGUUUGGUGUAAAUUAAUUUAUUACUUAGCUUUCCCUUCCAGUACUAAGGGACCUUGAUAUGUGAUAAUUAAAAAAAUAUGGCGGUUGAUCUGCCUUCGGAGUCAUUUCGGGAAUCCCUGGUGUACCAAUAACAAUACCGAUAACAUUUAAUUUAAAUUCCAUCAAUAAAUGAAAUGAAAUGAAUUUUAUUUUUAUUAACAUUUGAAAUGAAUCCCUGGUGUAGGUCUUACAGUUAACGCAAAGCAUAUUGUAAAUACAGUAAAAUAUCUUCAGUUUAUGAAACUGACACUGGCCUAAUAAAUAGAAUAAAAUUAAAAAGUUCAAGGUAAAAUUAUUUACCGUUUUUGACAUUGACAUACAAUAUAUUUUUUUAAGCUUAUUCCACCGAUCACUUUUUCCGUAUUCUAGAUUCUGUAAAAUAACAAGGUUCCUUUUAAUACUGUUGAAGUAGCAAUAAUAUAAUUACGAGGUUAUAAAUUGCUUCAUCGUAAAGCAAAACCAUUAGUUAGGAAUUUAUGAAAUGCUAGUAACGCCAUCUUGAAAUCGCUUAAUAGAUUUUUUACUUUAUUUUUUAUUGGCCGAAAUUAGGGGCUGUUUUUUAAGAUGGUGUUACGACUUUUCUUAAUUACGUACAUCGAUGUAACGAAACUGAUUAAUGGAUCUUUCAACUGCCAUCAUAUUAUAUAUUUCUAUUAUAAUAUUUCUUGUUAUUUGGCCCACUUUUAUAUAAAAACCUUUCUAAAGUUCUGAACCUUCAUAAGUUUGCCUUUAGAGAAAGCAAUGACCACAUAGGGCGGUACCAUUGUUGAUAAAAUUCACGGUGGUCAGACAUAAAUCGCUCCGUGUAAUAAUAAUAACCUACCCCUUUUUUACAUAACUUACAUUUUAUCUCUAAAAAUCAUGUUUAUAUUUAGGAUCUGUUACACAAUUUUGUUACUAGUAAAUGUAUGUAAUUAAAAUAUGAUUGCCAAAGUAAUUGUCAGUCAUUUGUAUUAAUAUUUUAUCUUAAGAUGAUAAAGAAAUCAAAUAAUUGUGACAUGUAGUAAUGUCACACUAACUAUACGGCGUUCUAAGACUUCUUAUUUAUUGGAGUAAAAUUCUGAAAUUUAACGUCUCUGUCGUUUCUACCUACCUACCUCUUGUUAAAAGCGCAUUUUUAACGCCACAAUUUGAAACUAGAUGGCGUUGUGUUAGACAGCUGUCAAAUCGAAUAGAAUGCCCGUACUGUAAACUAGAAUAAUGUUUUUAACUAUGUCCAAAAUAGCGUAAUGUAUAGGACAAAUAGUUUUAUGUUGUUUAUUGAGGAGUGUUUUGGAUGGAGCGCGGUUGUGAUUAUGAUCUAUUGUUUUAAUUUAUUAUCUUGUUAGCAACUCAGUUUCGUGUUUAGUCAAGUUUAGUUUUAGUCUU